AGCUGAUCAGCGGGUGGGCGGAGCUUCCAGAGAAGCCUCUGAGUAGGCCUCCCUGAAGCCUGAACUCAGCAGGCCUGAAGGGAGGCAGGAAGCCAGGAAGGAGGCUUGCAGAGCUACUUGCAGCAGACCAGAGACCAUCCCUCACAGCUUUUGCAAGAAUGCCCCUGUGGAAAUUCUCCGGCCCGUCGGGCUUCCUCAGCCGCAGCCCUUCCAGUGCCAGCAAAGAGCUCUCGGCCACAGCCAAGUCAGGGAGCUCGGGGGACGCCGGGAGUGGUCCGGCCGCACUGUCGUCUUCUGCUUCUUCACCGUCGGGCCUGGCCGCCGUCCUCAGCGCCUGCGACCCGGUGUGUGCCCCAUCCUGCACUUUGCAGGUAAUGAACAGGCUACGGGGAGGCGUAGGGGGUGGAAGGAAGGUGCCGCGGGCCAAGGGGGCCAAGACCUCCAGCGAGGAGUGGAGCCGCAGGGGCAGCUUCAUCAGCAAACCGGUCCAAGGCUGGCUUCACCCGGACGAGAGUGUCAUAGGCCCAGGAGUCUCCUACAAUGUCCGGUACAUGGGAUGCAUUGAAAUCCUGCGUUCUAUGAGGUCUCUGGAUUUCAACACCCGGACACAGGUUACCAAGGAAGCCAUCAACAGACUGUACGAGGCAGUCCUGGGAGUCAAAGGGACCUGGAAGAAGAAGGCUCCUAACAAAGCCCUUUUCUCAAUUCUUGGCAAGAGCAACCUCCAUUUUGCUGGCAUCAGUAUAGCCAUCAACAUCUCUGUUGAUGGACUGAACCUUAUGAUCCCAACAACCUGCCAGAUCAUCGCGAAUCACCGCAUGCAAUCCAUCUCCUUCGCUUCAGGGGGUGAUACGGACACCAUGGACUACGUUGCCUAUGUUGCAAAGGAUCCCAUCAACCAGCGAGCAUGCCACAUCUUGGAAUGUUGUGACGGACUGGCACAGAAUGUCAUCAACACCGUGGGGCAGGCCUUUGAGCUCCGGUUCAAGCAGUACCUCCACAGUCCCCCCAAGACUGUGGUCCCACAGGACAGGGCAAUGGGAAUGGAAGAGUCUGCCUGGGGUGAGGAUGAGGAAACCUCUGAGCACAAUUACUACAACAGGAUCCCAGGAAAGGAGCCUCCCCCAGGGGGUCUUGUGGACUUCCGCCUCUGGCAUGGCAUAUCUCUCAGCCGCACACACUCCCAGCUGUCAUGCGCAAGCCCAUUUAGCGAGGUUGGAUCUCCUUCCAGGAGGGACCCAAGCAGUCUUUAUAACUUGCACUGGGAUGCUGAUCCCUAUGGCCAGAGCUGCGAUUGCUACGUAGAAGCGGACGGAAAGCCGUUGGGUUCUCGAGAUUACGAAGGACAUGUGUAUGUCAACACGCAAAGCCUGGAAAACUGGGAGGCGGAGGCUGGGGGGCACCGACUGCCUGACGAGAGCCCCACAAAAGACCUCUUUGAUAUGAGGCCCUUUGAAGAUGCCUUAAAGCUUCACGAAUCCAUGUCAGCUUGUGGUGCGGGCAGCGACCCUCCGAUAGAAGACCAGUGGCCCAGCCCACCGACCCGGAAGGCUCCCAUCGCCCCCAUGGAAGAGCAACUGAAGCACGAGCCCUGGUAUCAUGGGAAGAUGAGCCGGCGGGACGCGGAGAAGUUGCUGCAGGUGGACGGGGACUUCCUGGUGAGAGACAGCAUCACCAAACCUGGGCAAUACGUCCUGACAGGGAUGCACAGCAGACAGCCCAAACAUUUGCUCCUGGUGGAUCCUGAAGGAGUGGUGAGAACGAAGAACGCAUUGUUCCAAAGCAUCAGCCACUUCAUUAAUUACCAUUUGCGAUACCAGCAGCCCAUCGUGGCGGCUGAAAGCGAACUUUACCUACGGCAGGUGGUGAGAUGGAAGCAGUGAUGACCUGGAAUCCAGUCCUCUGCUCAGAAACCUACUCUGGACUUUCUCGAAGCUGAACAAAUUCAAGCCCAGCUGUUCUGUGGAACGCUUUUCUGAAACAACGCCCUGUUGGGGAAUGAGAAAGAGACUUGUCUGUUCUGGAAAACCUACAUCACCCCCACUCUCUGGCAUUAUCAGGCUCCAUUAGGCUGCUGUUCCCUUCCCAAUGACCACUGCAUUCUCAUCUCCCCACCCCACCCUGGUUUAUCAGAUUGGACAGAAACAUCAGAGUAGACUGAACAGCCUACCUUGCAGGGAGAGUUUGUGGAGGUGUGUAUCCAGAUUCCCAAAUACAAGAUGUUUGGGUUGCUUUUAGGAACCAAGUGAAUAACAACAACAACAACAAUAGGUUUGGGGUGGGGGUCAUGGGUGGGGUUGGGUAGAAGAAGGAGAAGAAAAAGCAGGUUCCAUUUCAAGCCAAAAAUUGCUGCUGGUUCUCUUGCAGCAGAAAGAAAAGAGUUAUGUAGCCAGCCCUUUCCCAAGAAGCUAUUCAGAUUCAGUGUUGAAAAAAUAACAGGCCUCUGUUGGAUAAUUCUGUUUCUUGAACUGAAAUGGACUAUGGGAGCUGCUUACGAUUCUUAUUAAACCAGACCUUUCUACACUUGCAAAGGUCGGUGAGGGAGAAGACAACAGAGGAGCAACCAUGUGGUUUAUCUGGGAGGCGUUCAGCUCCCUGCAGCUUCAACUUUUUUUUCUGUAGAGUGCUUCACUUCCCCCACACGCCUGCAAGAGGAUUUAUAAUUCUGGACUUUCUGGGAAGGAGCUUGGGGUGGGAGAAAGAGGAAGGGAAGUAUCUAGAGCUCUUGCCUCAAUGCCCAGCUUUCCUCCGUGCUCUGUAUCUCAUUUUUUUGUUGAUAGGAGGUUGAAUAAUCUUUGCAGCAAAAUGAGAAAGAUUUCUGCAAAAUCCUCUCUAAAGGUUGGCAGCUGGAGGUGUCUAGGAGAGAUUCCACAGUCUGCCACCAGGGGGCACUGUGGUGCUAGGAGAGCACCGUUGGGCAGCUUCACCUUGGCCUUGUAGCAUUACAAUAAAAAUACCCGCUCUAGGAAUGUAGUCCUUGCUUCUCUCUCUUAUUGUGACAUUGCUAGUCACAGUUUCUCAGAUGCUCUCUCAGCCAAGUGAAUGCCUACAGACUUUUGAACAUCUAUUGCAUCUUUAAUGACGCCAUGAUCCGCAGGAGUGUUUGUUAACCAGGGAGCGUUGCUGUUUUGAAUAUCUUUCUAAUUAAAAGUGGAAAUGUUUA
Hemicordylus capensis (graceful crag lizard) is the source of this 3163-nucleotide messenger RNA. RefSeq names its product SHC adaptor protein 2 (gene SHC2). Gene Ontology annotation, cellular component: plasma membrane. The coding region runs from base 159 to 1883 and encodes 574 amino acids. The record is from RefSeq and is a predicted model, not a curated record. Lineage: Eukaryota; Metazoa; Chordata; Lepidosauria; Squamata; Cordylidae. Gene Ontology annotation, biological process: cell surface receptor protein tyrosine kinase signaling pathway; intracellular signal transduction. Gene Ontology annotation, molecular function: receptor tyrosine kinase binding. The transcript has 14 exons.